Tricharina praecox is the source of this 1969-nucleotide messenger RNA. RefSeq names its product P-loop containing nucleoside triphosphate hydrolase protein. The record is from RefSeq and is a predicted model, not a curated record. Lineage: Eukaryota; Fungi; Ascomycota; Pezizomycetes; Pezizales; Pyronemataceae. Gene Ontology annotation, molecular function: nucleic acid binding; ATP binding. The transcript has 2 exons. Bases 1 to 1785 code for a protein of 594 amino acids.
AUGCUGCGCGCCAUCUCAUCGCGAUGUCCGCGGUGCCUGUCCGCCGCCACCACCGGUCCGACCACAAGCACGUUCGUGCGAUACAUAGCUCGCGACGCACAGCGGAAGCGUCCGCAGCGGCUCAUACUCUCGACGGGAGUUGCCCGGGGCGGCGACGGCGGCCGCGGAACUGGCGGCCGCCGAGGCCGAGACGACUUCUCGCCGCCGGGAUUGAAUCGCACGACGGCCAACAUCCCCGCCCACAUUCUGGCCAAGAGUCGGCAGCCCGCUCGGGAAGCGGAAGAUGAUGACAGGAGGAGGAGCAGUAGGAGCACUAUCGAUAAAGAUGGCAGGAAACAUAAGCCAAAGGAGCCCCGCGAGAUGAAGCACAUGAAGAUGCGGCAGUCGCUGGCGCCCGUGUCAAGGGUUACCAGGACCGUGGCGCACCAAAAGGUCCAGUCGGUCGAUUCGUUCGAAGACUUUGGGUUGUUGCCUGCUACGCAGGAGGCGAUUCUGACCAGCGCACUUGGCGAUCUUGAAACCGUUGCGCCAACGAUGGUGCAGAAGCUGGUCAUUCCAGCCUUGAUGGGGAAAGGGCCGACACGGCGCCGGAGGUACGCUGAUGAGGCGGCUGGCACAGAAAGUUAUCUCAUUGCCGCCGAGACCGGCUCCGGAAAGACGCUGGCGUAUGCUAUUCCGGCUGUCGACGCUAUCAAGCGCCAGGAGGCGGAAGAGAAGGAGGCCGCGCGCCUAGAGGAAGAGCUAAACCCUAAGCCCCCGCCCUCGCCCAGUGACAUUGAGAUACCGACCGUGGAAAAAGAAACGCUCAAUGGCAGGCCCAGGGUGGUCAUCCUGGUGCCAACGUCGGAACUGGUGUCGCAGGUCGGCGCGGUCAUGAAGUCGCUCUCGCACGUGGCCAAGUUCCGCACCGUGGUCAUCUCCCGCGAAUUCUCCGCCACCGUCAUCAGGAACCGGCUCUUUGGAGGACCAUGCGAUGUCGUCGUCUGCACACCCCAUCUACUCAACAGCUUGACGGAAACAAACCCGGCGCUUUUCUCCAGAUGCACUCACGUCGUGGUCGAUGAGGCAGAUUCACUGUUCGAUAGAUCGUUCUCGCCCACCACAACUGCUGUCAUCGGCCGAUGCCAGAAUCUCCAGAAGCUGAUCCUGUGCUCGGCCACGAUCCCCCGCUCGCUCGAUACACGGCUGCGCGAACUCUACCCUGACAUGAAGCGCCUGGUCACGCCUAACCUGCACGUGGUCCCCCGCCGAGUGCAACUGCAUGUAGUCGACGCGGACAGCACGUUGUAUCACGGGAACAAGAGACUAGCCUGUGCGGAUACGCUCUACACUAUUGCCAAAGACAACACGGAAGAGGGAUUCAUGAAGAAGGUGAUCGUGUUCGUCAACGAGCGCGAAACGACGACCGAGCUCACAAGGUACCUCCGGACCAAGGGCAUUGACGCGAUCGAGUUUGCCCGCGACACCAAGGACCGCAUGCACACCGAAACCAUGGAAAUGUUUACAUCGGGCAAGACAGACGUUGAUUCCGAGCUUACGGGGCGGCAGCGGAUGAAGGUAUUGGUUACCACGGACAUUGCCAGCCGUGGCGUGGACACGAAAACGGUCAAGAACGUGAUCCUAUACGAUAAGCCGCACAGCGCGAUCGAUCUGAUACACCGCAUCGGCCGGACUGGAAGGAUGGGGCGCAGAGGUAGGGCCAUUAUAUUGGUCGACAAGUACACCGACAAAGGCUGGAUCAAAGACAUCAAAACGAGCAUGCAUAUCGGCGGACCCCUCAUCUAGGCUGAGAGCGGGGAAAGGUGGCAUUCGAUUGGUCACGAUAGAUAGCGAGUACCAUGGGAACCCCUACUUGAUUCCCAUUGUUAUCAACAUAUGAAAGGAUAUGGGCUUGUUUGAGGUUGCACGCUGUCAACAUGCCUCUUAGCGGGGGGAGGGGAAGGGAGGGGGAGAGGGGGCAAAUACCAGC